Messenger RNA from Drosophila miranda, 453 nucleotides. RefSeq names its product pre-mRNA-splicing factor 38-like. NCBI's taxonomy places the organism in Eukaryota, Metazoa, Arthropoda, Insecta, Diptera, Drosophilidae. The record is from RefSeq and is a predicted model, not a curated record. The transcript is spliced from 2 exons. The coding region runs from base 1 to 453 and encodes 150 amino acids.
AUGGCAAAUCGGACAGUGAAGGAGGCCAAAAACGUGCAUGGCACCAACCCGCAGUAUCUCAUCGAAAAAAUCAUACGUUCCCGCAUCUACGACUCCAAGGAGCGGGACCGACGUCCUGCCCAAAACAACAAUGGUCGUUCUCGAGAUUACUACGAUGAACUGGAGGAGUUUGAGCGGCAGCGCAAUCGCACCUGCAACCGUGACAACCAGCACGAAGACCGCCGACAGCUAGCACCACGUCAGGAUCGGGAUAGAGAACGACAGGAUCGGGACAGAGAACGCCAGGACCGGGAUAGAAAGCCCCAGAAUCGGGACAGGGAGCGCCAGGAUCGAGACAGAAUGCGCGAGCGGGAGAGAUAUGGCGAAAGAGACAGACGGGAGCGAGAUAAUGGCUCCCGCCACGACCAGCGGGAGAGAGAGCCGCAAAACGAGCGCGACCGACGUCGCCAUUAA